AUGAAGCGCGCAUUAUGCGCGCAUCACGUCGAGCACCCCCUUCUGCGUCACGUAGACUUAGCCCGCUGGGUUUACGCCCAGUAUGGCCUGCGGCCUGACCGCUCCACGGUCGGACGCAUUUUGAAGAAUGCCGAUCGUUGGGCAAUCACCGACCCCGCCGACGCCAAUCAAGUGCGCCGUCGUGGUGGCGCAUGGCCCGAGCUUGAGCAGGCGAUGGCUCGCUGGAUCGCUAACGCUGGCCCCGCAGGCGUACCACUCACUCUGCAAACGAUCCGCGACCACGUGGCGAUUAUGGCGCGCAACAUGGGCAUUCCGCCCGUGUUUCGAUGCUCCAUUGGCUGGGUGCGCCGUGCGUUGCGGCGCCAGGGAGUGCGGUGCCGUGCCGCCACCGGCGAGGCGGCGAGCGGCGACAUGGCUGCUGUGCGUGAAGCGCGUGAGAAGGUGCCGGCGCUUCUUACUCACCUCGGCUACCAGCCGCGCGACACCUACAAUCUUGACGAGACACCUCUGUGGCUCUCUGUGCUGCCCCGAAAAACAUGCAACAACACCCGCAUUCCGGGGCGCAAGGUCUCAAAUGAGCGGCUGACCGUCGCGUUUCUCGUCAACGCCGACGGCAGCCAUGUUUUCCGGCCGCUCGUCAUCAGCAAGGCGCGCCGUCCUCAUGACUUCCGGCCGGACUACGACCCCGAAGCCGUCUGCUACUGGCGGCAUAACGCCAAGGGCUGGAUGACCAGUGCGCUCAAUGCCGCGAUGUAUGCCGAAGGGAGGGAAAUCGCGGUGCUGCUCGACAAUGCCAGCUCCCAUAUGCUGCGGGACGAGUGCGCGUGGAGCGAAAUCGUCUGCGGCAUGCGGACCACCCGCCUCAGCAACGUGCGCCUCAUCUUCCUGCCGCCGAACACAACCGCCUUCACGCAGCCGCUCGACCAGGGGAUAAUCGCGACCGCGAAGGCCCGCUAUCGCCAGCACUGGCUGCGUGCCUUCACGGCGCUGUGGAACGACGACGGCGCAACAAGCGCCGUGGCCCGCUAUCGCCCCAAUCUGCGCGAUGUGCUGGGGUGGCUCUCAGACGCCUGGAUGAGUGUCGGUGCGCGCACCAUCCAGAGGCAAUUGCACUCUAAGUUCCCAUAUUGA
Messenger RNA from Closterium sp. NIES-65, 1131 nucleotides. The record is from the annotation of a GenBank genome assembly. Lineage: Eukaryota; Viridiplantae; Streptophyta; Zygnematophyceae; Desmidiales; Closteriaceae.